AUGAAAAACAAAAAGCGCAAGCAAGAGCGCCAAGCGCGUUUAGAACGGGACGACUUUGAGAAUCGAAUCCGGGAGGAACAGACGAAGCAUCGCCACAUCGACCGGACGAAAGUCUUGCUCGGCUCCGGCGGGGACGUCGCCUCGGAUUCCGAGGACGAGUUCGACGAGGCGUACCAAGGUCAGUUUGGCGAGGUUUUGGAAAAAGAGGCGCUGUUUAAACCAGAGAAGAGUAAACAACAUAAAGAACCGGAACAUACAGGCAUCAAUAGGAAAGAAAAAACGCUCGUACUGACAAGUCGAGGGGUUGUCGCUCGGUUUCGCCACUUGAUGCAAGAUUUACUCUGUUUACUCCCGAACGCGAAGAAAGACGCGAAGAUUGAUUCGAAGAACGAUAAAAGAGCGGUGGUGGAGUGCGCGGAGUUGAGAGGGUGUAACAACGCGAUAUUCUUUGAAUCGAGGAAACGGCAAGAUUCCUACGCCUGGUUCGCGAAGACGCCCGAGGGACCGUCGAUAAAAUUCCACGUGGAGAACAUUCACACGAUGGCGGAGUUGAAGUUAACCGGGAACCAUUUGAAGUUUUCUCGACCGAGUUUACACUUCGAUCCGAAAUUCGACGACGAAAUGCACACGCGCGUGAUUAAAGAGAUUUUAGUCCACUGCUUCGCGACGCCGUGGAAACACCACGCGAUGAAACCGUUCUACGACCACCAGAUGUCUUUUUAUUGGGAAGACGGAAGAGUGUGGUUUCGAAACUACCAAAUCGUCCAUCCGGAAGGGAAAGAAGUGCGAGCGAACUUCUCCUCCAUCGAAAACGGCGUCUCCUCCGGUGGACUCUCCUUAACCGAAGUCGGCCCGCGCUUUUGCCUCCACCCGAUCAAAAUCUUCCAAGGCGCGUUCACCGGGAAAGUCUUAUACGAGGACGAACUCUUCGUCAACCCGAACGUGCGACGCGCGGACGCGAAGAAAAAAGAUAGCGACGUCUACGCCAGAAAAGUCGCGAAAAAACAAAAAAGGAAAGCGCACGUCGCGAUGAAUCAGUUGAAAAGAAGAGAGGAUGAUUUAGAUGGGUUUUUUAGAGACGACGACGCUUUUUAA
This is a messenger RNA of Bathycoccus prasinos, 1095 nucleotides long. RefSeq names its product ribosome biogenesis protein BRX1 homolog. NCBI's taxonomy places the organism in Eukaryota, Viridiplantae, Chlorophyta, Mamiellophyceae, Mamiellales, Bathycoccaceae. Gene Ontology annotation, biological process: rRNA processing; ribosomal large subunit assembly. The transcript has a single exon. Gene Ontology annotation, molecular function: rRNA binding. The record is from RefSeq and is a predicted model, not a curated record. Gene Ontology annotation, cellular component: nucleolus. The coding region runs from base 1 to 1095 and encodes 364 amino acids.